AGAAAGAGACAAGAAAUAAGAAAGGAAGAGAGGAGUGGGGCAGGAGAAAAAGCGGGAACGGAAUGGAAAGGGAAAAUUUUGGAAGAGAGAAUGGGAGCAGGACAGAAGGUACAUAGAAGCUCUGUGUCACACAUUCGUCACUUCCGAUGGAGAAGACGGCACUAAACACUUGCAGAAAUCCUCCAAAGGGAGGCGAGCCGAGUUUGACACGUGGGAGACAGUGGACGGGGAGACUUGCUGUAUGAGACUGUUUGAACUGCGCAUGGCAGCUCAGGGAGACGAUGACGAGCAGAUUGUGAGGUCCUUGACGCAGAGUGCCGACGGCUUCAUCCUCGUCUACUCCAUCACCGACAAGCGGAGCUUCGACGCCGCAUCACGAGUCCACGAAGCCAUACACAAGAUCAGAAACAACAGCGACACCCCGUUAGUGCUGGUCGGUAACAAGGGCGACGCAUUCACGGAGCGGGAGGUUCUAGUGUCCGACGGCAGGGACAUGGCGUUUGAUAUCGGAACAGCAUUUUACGAGACUUCAACGAGAAUGGACAUGGAGAAGGUACGGAGUAUAUUUCAUGAUGUCAUAAGACAAGUGAGGUGCGUUCGGUCGCGCUCCCGUUGCCAGGAACAAGCUUGCAAUAAAGUGAGGGGAUUUAUUCACAGAUUGAGCUUGAGAUCAAAGCGGAAAUCACUCAAGAGACAAUCGACUGGAUGACGUCACUUGAUGACGUCAUUUGUGUGGACUUUUGUGUGAAUGGAUUACAAUACUGGUAUUUUCUUGAUGUGAUAUGGAUUGAUAUUUCUGUUAUGAUUUUGCUGAAUAACGUUGAUGAAGUUCAAAAUGUAUUUGUAGUGAAAGCCAUUAAAUACUCACGUGGA
Haliotis rufescens (red abalone) is the source of this 873-nucleotide messenger RNA. RefSeq names its product GTP-binding protein RAD-like. The transcript is spliced from 5 exons. Bases 242 to 709 code for a protein of 155 amino acids. Gene Ontology annotation, molecular function: GTPase activity; GTP binding. The record is from RefSeq and is a predicted model, not a curated record. NCBI's taxonomy places the organism in Eukaryota, Metazoa, Mollusca, Gastropoda, Lepetellida, Haliotidae.